AUGGCACUUCAAGAAACGAAAAUCGGGCCUGGGGUUAGAUUUCCGUUUUAUAACUUCUGGGGCAGGACUAGGUUUGAACUGGAGAUUGUCGAUGCGGUAGGUACUGUUGGUGGGCUGGCGUCCUUCUGGAAUCCAGCCUAUUUCGACAAGGUUAGUGAAAUUAAACACCGUCACUUCUUGAUUGUUACCGGUAUUAUUAAAGCAUCGGGGGAGCUGAUUAACAUAGCAAAUGUGCAUGCACCAAACGAUCCGGUUGCACGUAGGGGCCUGUGCGAAGAGUUGCGGGGUUGGAAAAAUCUAUUGCAAGGGCUGUGGUUAUUUAUGGGGGAUUUUAAUGACGUGAGAUCACCUACUGAGAGAAGGAAUUCCGAGUUUGUUUCUGUCAAUGCGGAUUUCUUCAAUCAGUUCAUUGAAUCCGCGGUCCUUUUUGAGUAUAAUAUGGGGGGUAGGCAGUUCACGUACAGGUCGGACAAUGGUCAGAAAAUGAGCAAAUUGGAUCGAUUUUUGGUGUCAAUGGAUUUUAGAGAUAUAUGGCCUGACGCCGCAGUUAUUGCUUUGAAUAACGUCGCAUCGGAUCAUUGCCCGGUUGUCCUUUCUACCAUCCCGUGUAAUUUUGGUCCUAUUCCAACGCGAAUUUUUAAUUCGUGGUUGGAGUUACCUGGUUUCGUGGAGUUUGUUCAUCAGCAAUGUGCCGUGUUCCGCUUUACAGGCCCCGCUGAUCUGGGCUUAGGUGUCAAGUUAAAGUGGUUAAAGAAAAAGGCAAAGGAGUGGGUGUUAAGUUUAAAGGAGAAACAAAGGGGCCAGUAUGCGGACAAUGUGAAUAAAUUGGAAGCCCUAGAACUAGUGGCGGAGACGAGGAACUUAACGGAGGAGGAAAUCGAAACUAGAGCCCAGUGCAAAAACUUUGUGGUAGAGACUGAUCGGUUAAAAAAUAUGGACCUUAAGCAGAAGUCUAGGGUCAAGUGGGCGGUCGAAGGAGAUGAGAACACGGCUUAUUUCCAUGGGAUCAUUAAUGCUAAUACCACAAAUAAUCGGAUUAGUGGGUUGCGUAUACAAGGGGAAUGGACUAAUAAUCCGGUUCUAAUUAAGGAUUAUGUGGCAGACUUUUUUUGUGAUCGCUUUUCAGAACCAAUGUUGGUUAGCCUCAACUAA
This is a messenger RNA of Helianthus annuus (common sunflower), 1152 nucleotides long. RefSeq lists its product as uncharacterized. Lineage: Eukaryota; Viridiplantae; Streptophyta; Magnoliopsida; Asterales; Asteraceae. The record is from RefSeq and is a predicted model, not a curated record. The transcript has a single exon. The coding region runs from base 1 to 1152 and encodes 383 amino acids.